Messenger RNA from Lampris incognitus (smalleye Pacific opah), 10844 nucleotides. It is a transcript of the gene usp24, whose product is annotated as ubiquitin specific peptidase 24. Gene Ontology annotation, cellular component: cytosol; nucleus. The transcript is spliced from 66 exons. Gene Ontology annotation, biological process: protein deubiquitination. Bases 1 to 7773 code for a protein of 2590 amino acids. NCBI's taxonomy places the organism in Eukaryota, Metazoa, Chordata, Actinopteri, Lampriformes, Lampridae. The record is from RefSeq and is a predicted model, not a curated record. Gene Ontology annotation, molecular function: cysteine-type deubiquitinase activity; protein binding; cysteine-type endopeptidase activity.
AUGGAGACCGAGGAGGAGCAACACAUGACAACGCUCCUCUGCAUGGGCUUUCCAGACCCCGUUGCAAUACGAAAAGCUCUCCGCUUAGCAAAGAACGAUAUCAACGAGGCGGUCGCGCUUCUCACAAAUGAAAGCCCGGGACUCGGGUAUGGAUACGAGCCGAUGGAAAGCGGGCCUACUCCCGGCUUGGGGUCGAGUGGAGACGGGGAAAAUAGCGGGCGGACCGGGACUGGAGGGUUUGAUCCCCCGCCUGCAUACCACGAUGUCGUGGAUAGCGAGAGGAGUAAUGAUGAGAAUGGGAACUGCUCUGGGGGUAGCAUGGAGUUCCCCACCACCAACCUGUAUGAGUUAGAGAGUCGAGUCUUCACUGAUCACUGGUCCAUACCUUACAAGAGGGAGGAGUCUCUGGGCAAGUGCCUCGUCGCAUCUACCUGCCUCGCCCGGCAUGGUCUCGCUGAUGCCGAUGAGAAUUGCAAGAGGUUCAUGGAUCGAUGCAUGCACGAGGCCUUCAAAAAGCUGUUGACCAGCAGUGCAGUCCACAAAUGGGGUACAGAAAUCCAUGAGGGCAUCUACAAUAUGCUUAUGUUACUGGUAGAACUGGUGGCAGAACGAGUCAAGCAGGACCCCAUACCCGUAAACUUGAUGGGGGUUUUGACUAUGGCUUUCAACCCCGAUAAUGAGUACCAUUUUAAGAAUCGGAUGAAGGUGUGUCAGAGGAAUUGGGCUGAGGUUUUUGGAGAGGAGGCACACAUGUUUGCUGUUUCCCCGAGCAACACCUAUCAGAAAGAGCCUCACGGUUGGUUGGUUGACCUGGUGAAUCGAUUUGGAGAGAUGGGGGGCUUCACAGCUAUCCAGACCAAGCUCAACACAGAGGAAAUAGAGAUUGCGUGUGUGUCAGCUCUUGUCCAGCCUCUUGGUGUGUGUGCAGAAUACCUCAACUCCAGCCUGGUACAGCCCAUGCUGGACCCAGUUAUUCAUAAGAUGAUCACAUAUGUACAGAACCUUGAGGAAAAGGAUCUUAAAGACAAGCGUUUGGUAAGCAUCCCAGACUUGUUGUCGGCCAUCAAGCUCCUGUGUAUGAGGUUCCAGAGGGAGCUGGUCACGGUAGUGGAUGACCUGAGGCUAGACACCCUGCUGCGUAUGCUCAAGACCCCCCACUUCUCCACCAAGAUGAACUCCCUCAAAGAGGUAACCAAACUGAUAGAAGAGAGCACAGUGUCUAAGACAGUGAAAAAUGCCAUUGACACAGACAAACUGCUAGACUGGCUGGUAGAGAACUCAGUCCUCUCAAUAGCAUUGGAGGGUAAUAUCGACCAAGCUCAGUACUGUGAGAGAAUAAAGGGGAUCAUCGAGCUGCUAGGGAGUAAACUGUCUCUUGAUGAACUCUCCAAGAUCUGGAGAAUACAGGCAGGCCAAUCAUCAACAGUGAUCGAGAACAUCCACACAAUCAUUGCAGCCGCUGCUGUAAAGUUCAACUUCGAUCAGCUCAGCCACCUCUUUGUCCUAAUACAGAAGAGUUGGGAGGUAGAGAGUGAUCGUGUGAGGCAGAAGCUGCUCAGUUUGAUCGGGAGGAUUGGUAGAGAGGCUCGCUCUGAAGCUACAACAGGAAAGGUACUCGAGGUGCUUUGGGAACUGGCCCAUCUCCCCACUCUGCCUACUAGCCUGGUUCAGCAGGCAUCAGAGGAACACCUGGGGAUCCUGAGUGAUGCCUAUGCCGUCAAAGAGACCAUCAAACGCAGUUACAUCAUCAAAUGUAUUGAAGACAUUAAGAAGGCCUCUCAGCAGAGCAGUCCUCAGGCGAUAUGGGUUGUUCCUGCUCUUCGUCAGCUACACGAGAUCACACGCUCCUUCAUCAAGCAGACCUACCAGAAACAGGACAAGAGCAUCAUCCAGGACUUGAAGAAGAACUUUGAGAUAGUCAAACUGAUAACAGGAUCCCUGGUGUGUUGCCAUCGACUUGCCGUUACUGCUGCAGGAAAUAAUGGCCUCUCUGGCUCCACUCUAGUGGAUGGACGAUACACCUACCAGGAGUAUUUGGAUGGCCACCUCCGCUUCCUGGCCUUCUUUCUCCAGGAGGCCAGCCUCUAUCUGGCCUGGAGCAGGGCAAAGGAGAUCUGGGAGUGUCUGGUGUCUGGGCCGGACAUUUGUGAGCUGGAUCGAGAGAUGUGUUUUGAGUGGUUCACUAAAGGACAACAUGACCUUGAGAGUGAUGUACAGCAGCAGCUUUUCAAGGAGAAGAUCCUGAAACUGGAGCCCUAUGAAAUCACUAUGAAUGGUUUUAAUCUUUUCAAGACCUUCUUUGAGAAUGUCAACCUGUGUGACCAUCGCCUGAAACGCCAGGGGACACAGCUGUGUGUCGAACGUCUUGACCUGACGGGGAUGGACUUUAUAUGGCGCAUCGCCAUGGAGACACCAGAUGAAGAAAUAGCUAAUGAGGCCAUUCAUCUCAUUAUUACCUACAGCUACACUAACCUCAACCCAAAAAUGAAGAAGGAUUCUGUGUCCUUGCACAAGAAGUUCAUUGCUGAUUGUUAUAAAAGACUAGAGGCGGCCAGUUCUGCUCUGGGUGGGCCUACCUUGACACAUGCUGUCACUAGGGCUACCAAGAUGCUAACGGCCACUGCCAUGCCGACUGUGGCCACAUCUGUUCAAUCACCAUCCAGAUCCACUAAGCUGGUGAUCAUUGAGAGACUGCUGCUAUUGGCUGAACGCUAUGUCAUCACCAUAGAGGAUGUAUACUCUGUUCCUCGCACCAUUCUACCUCAUGGGGCCUCAUUCAAUGGCCACCCGGUCAGUCUGCACAUCACCUAUGAGUCAACCAAAGAUACCUUCACCCUUGAGGCCCACAGUAACGAGACUAUAGGAAGUAUUCGGUGGAAGAUCUCGGAACAACUGAGCUGCCCAGUGGACAACGUCCAGAUUUUUGCCAACGACAGCGUGCUGACGAUGAACAGGGACCAGAAGCUGCUUUCCCAGCUGGGCUUCAGCGAUGAACAAAGUCUGACUGUGAAGACCUCGGGCACUGGCACUCCCUCUGGCAGCUCAGAGUCCUCAGCCUCCGCUUCCAGCAGCUCCAGCUCUGCUGUCUUUAACUCUGCCUAUGCUUUAGAGCAGGAGAAGUCACUGCCUGGUGUGGUGAUGGCUUUGGUGUGUAAUGUGUUUGAGAUGCUUUACCAGCUAGCUAACCUUGAUGAACCCAGGAUAACUCUGCGUGUGCGGAAGCUGCUGCUGUUGAUCCCUACAGAUCCUGACGUGCAGGAUGCCUUAGACAACUUUGUCCCCAAAGAGUCUAGUGUCUGGAGUCACCAGAAGACACUGUUCACCCUUGGCCAGGCUACUGGCUCUCGUUCACCAUCUCUGGCCUCUAAGCAGCAGCACCAGCCCAGCGCAGCAUCCAUCCUGGAGGCCUUGUUCAGAUCUUCUGCCCCCGGCAUGUCCACCUUCAGAGUGCUCUACAACCUGGAGGUGUUGAGCUCCAAGCUUAUGCCCACUUCUGAUGAUGAGAUGGCCAAAACCAGUGUCAAGUCUUUUUGUGAAAACUUCCUUAAGGCUGGAGGCCUCAGCCUGGUUGUGAAUGUUAUGCAGAGGGAUGCAAUCCCAUCAGAGGUGGACUAUGAGACCAGACAAGGGGUCUACUCUAUCUGUCUUCAGUUGGCCAGGUUCCUACUGGUCGGUCAGAGUAUGCCAUCAGUAUUGGAUGAUGACAUCAUCAGGGAUGGUGAGGCACUAUCUUCCCGCCCAUUCCGUAAUGCUAGCCGGACCGGUCGGCAGCUGUCCCUAUGUGGAACUCCAGAGAAGUCCUCCUACAGACAAAUGUCCUUGUCUGAACGCUCCUCAAUAAGAGUCGAAGAAAUAAUUCCUGCUGCCCGAGUAGCUAUUCAGACUAUGGAGGUUGGUGACUUCACAUCCACCGUGGCCUGUUUCAUGCGUCUGACCUGGGCAGCUGCAGCUGGGCGAUUAGAUCUAGUGGGCAGCCCUCAGCCAAUAAGAGAGAGCCAUACCUCACUUUUGCCCCAGGGAGUCCGCACCAGAGUCAGCAGCACAGGAAGUAAUUGCAGCUCCAGCAGUGAGGGUGAGGCCCCGUCAACAGCGUUGCACGCAGGAAUAUGUGUCAGACAGCAGAACGUCUCCAUUAAAGAUGCCAUCAUCGCCCGUGAAGCGCUGUCUCUGCUUGUGACCUGUCUUCAGCUACGCUGUCAGCAGCUCUCUUCUUUUUAUAACCUCCCCUCUGUCAAUGACUUCAUCAUCGACAUUCUGCUGGGAUCGCCCAGCGGAGAGAUCCGUCGUGUGGCAUGUGAUCAGCUCUACACUUUGAGCCAGACAGACACCUCAGCCUUCCCUGAGCUUCAGAAACCCAACCUGUUUCUCUUGUCAGUCAUCCUCACUGCUCAGCUGCCGUUAUGGAGCCCUACAUCUGUGAUGAGAGGAGUCAACCAGAGAUUGCUAUCCCAGUGCACUGAAUACUUCGACCUUAGAUGCCAGCUUCUGGAUGACCUAACAACCUCAGAGAUGGAGGUGUUGAAAGUGAGUGCGGCCACCAUGCUGGAGGAUGAGAUCUCCUGGCUGGACAACUUUGAGCCCAGCUGGAGCUCUGAGAUGGAGACCAGCGAGGCAGACAACAUCCUCCAAGCAGGACACCUCCGACUCAUCAAGACUCUGCUUUCACUCUGUGGCAAUGAGAAGGAGCAUCUUGGUCCAUCUCUGAUCCAGCAGCUUUUGGAUGACUUCCUGUUUCGAGCCUCACGCAUCAUCAUCAACAGCUCUAAUCCCACGCCAUCCCCAGCCCCCAAUCACGAUUUCCAUCCUAAGUGCAGCACAGCCAGCAGCAGGCUGGCAGCCUAUGAGGUGCUGGUGAUGUUGGCAGACAGCUCCCUGCCAAACCUUCAGCUGAUUACCAGAGAACUGCUAUCCAUGCACCACCAAUCUGACCCUUCCCUUAGCAAGGAGUUUGAUUACCUACCCCCAGUUGACAGCCGCUCAAUCUCAGGGUUUGUUGGCCUGAAGAACGGUGGAGCCACAUGUUAUAUGAAUGCUGUGUUCCAACAACUUUAUAUGCAGCCUGGCCUGCCAGAGGCAUUCCUGUCCAUUGAGGAUGAAACGGAUCAACCAGAGGAGAGUGUCUUUUGUCAGGUCCAGUCUCUGUUUGGACAUCUGAUGGAGAGCAAACUGCAGUACUAUGUUCCUGAAAACUUCUGGAAGAUCUUCAAGAUGUGGAACAAGGAACUGUAUGUAAGGGAACAGCAAGAUGCCUAUGAGUUCUUCACCAGCCUGGUUGACCAGCUGGAUGAACAUCUCAAGAAAAUUGGACGGGACCAGAUCUUCAAAAACACGUUCCAGGGAAUCUUCUCUGACCAGAAGAUUUGUAAAGACUGUCCUCACAGGUAUGAACGUGAAGAAACAUUUAUGGCCUUGAAUCUGGGCGUGACCUCCUGCCAGAGCCUUGAGAUCUCAUUGGAUCAGUUUGUCAGGGGGGAGGUGUUGGAGGGCAGUAAUGCCUACUACUGUGAAAAAUGCAAGGAAAAGAGGACCACUGUGAAGCGCACAUGUAUCAAGUCCCUCCCCAAUGUACUCUGUAUCCACCUCAUGCGCUUUGGUUUUGACUGGGAAAGUGGACGCUCCAUCAAAUAUGACGAGCAGAUCAGGUUCCCCUGGGUGUUGAACAUGGAGCCCUACACAGUUGCUGGCAUGGCCCGUCAGGACUGCAGCAUAGAGGGAGGUGAGGGGCGGGGCGACGGGGCUGGAGGAGGGUCACCCAGAAAGAAGGUGACCAUCUCUGAGAACUAUGAGCUGGUGGGAGUUGUAGUCCAUAGCGGCCAGGCCCAUGCCGGACACUACUACUCCUUUAUAAAAGACAGACGGGGGACUGCUCGUGGACGCUGGUACAAGUUCAAUGACAACGUGGUGGAGGAAUUUGAUAUGAAUGAUGAGACUCUGGAGUAUGAAUGCUUUGGAGGAGAGUACCGCCCCAAAGUCUAUGACCAGUCCAACCCAUACCCUGAUGUUCGGCGGAGGUACUGGAAUGCCUACAUGUUGUUCUACCAGAGAAUUAGUGACCAGAAUUCACCCGUCUUGCCCAAGAAGAGCCGAGUCAGCGUCAUGAGGCAGGAAGCCGAGGACCUCACACUGUCAGCACCCUCCUCCCCUGAUAUCUCCCCACAGUCCUCUCCUCGGCCCCCUAGGGCCAACAAUGACCGCCUCACCCUCUUGACCCGCCUGGUCCGUAAGGGAGAGAAAAAGGGUCUGUUUGUAGAGAAGAUGCCAGCCAGCAUCUACCAGAUGGUAAGAGAUGAGAAUCUGAAGUUCAUGAGAAACAGAGAUGUCUACAACAGCGACUACUUCAACUUCACCCUCUCUCUGGCUUCCGUCAAUGCAACAAAACUGAAGCAUCCAGACUAUCAGGCCAUGGCCAAAGAGAGUCUUCAGCUGGCCGUUCAUUUCCUCUUCCACACCUACCUACACACCAAAAAGAAGCUCAGGGUGGACACAGAUGAGUGGAUGACAACGGUGGAGGUGUUGCUGUCUAAGAGCAGUGUGGCAUGUGAGUGGAUGGUACAGUACCUGGUUGGACCAGAGGGAAGAGAAAUCACCAGGGUAUGUCUGUUGGAGUGCAGUGUGAGAGAGGUGAGGGUAGUAGUGGCAUCCAUCCUAGAAAAGACCUUAGAGAGUGCACUUCAUUUUGGAGACCCUGGAUUGGACAGCUUGACAGAUGUCCUGCUUUCCUUGUUGGACAAAGAUGUGCCUGAGAAUGUCAAAAACUGUGCACAGUACUUCAGCCUCUUCAGUAACUUCACCCAAAGGGGUUAUGCUCCCUGUCGGCUGCUAUUGAAACAUUCUGCUUAUCGUCGCAUGCUCAUCUUCCUACUGGGAUCGAAUAGGCAAAACAACCAGAACCGACGGUGGAGUCCAGCCCAGGCUCGGGAGUUCCUUCACCUCCAUAGCACCUUGGCCCUUAUCACUCUGCACUCGAACCUCAGCACACGGCGGACACAGACUCCGGGUGUGUCCAAGCUGAGUGUGAGUAGCAUCCCAUCCUCCGCCCCUCUCCUCCCCCUCCACGCAGAUGUCCAUGCAUCACUCUUUACUCCAGAGGGUCAGCCUUACCUUCUUGAGGUUAUGUUUGCUAUGCGGGAGUUGUCUGGCCCGCUGUCCCUCCUAAUAGAGAUGGUGACCUGCUGCUCUUACUGUAAUGAGCCUUUCUCCCUGGGAGUCCUGCAGUUACUCAAGACCCAGCUGGAGACAGCUCCACCUCAUGAGCUGAAGAACGUCUUCCUGAUGCUGCAGGAGUUACUGGUUGUGGAAGAUGCUUUGCAGACCCAGAGACUCAAGUAUGCCUUUGAGUCAGAGAAAGGCCUGUUGGCUUUGAUGCACCAGAGCAACAAUGUGGACAGCAGUCGCUGCUACCAGUGUGUCAAGUUUCUUGUGACAUUGGCCCAGAAAUGUACUCCAGCCAAGGAUUAUUUCAAGGAUCUGUCGGGUCACUGGAGCUGGGCUGUUCAGUGGUUACAGAAAAAGAUGUCAGAACAUUACUGGACUCCACAAAGCAAUGUAUCCAAUGAGACGUCUACCAAUAAAACCUUCCAGCGCACUAUCUCAGCACAGGACACAUUGGCCUAUGCCACAGCAUUACUAAAUGAGAAGGAACAGUCUGGCAGCAGUAACGGCUCUGAUGGAAGCCCAGCAAAUGAAAAUGCUGAUCGCAGCCUUAGACAGGGUUCAGAGUCUCCCAUGAUGCUUGGUGAUUCAAAAAGUGAUUUGGAGGAUGUGGACCCCUAGUUCCUCAAACCAGCAGAGUCCCUCCAAUGGAGAGGCGGCACAGCUCCAGGCAGCCAAUAAACAGACUGCACUUCACCUCUUAAUUUGUCAGAACAUUUAGGGCUUCAAAACAGCCAAUCAGAACACUUUUUCUUCUGGUCGCUGUAGCAACGGAGAGGACAUUAAUACACCAUGAGUCACUUCCUGCCAGACCAGCUGAGGUGAUAAUGGAGCCAAGUUAUCAUUAGGGACAGGAGAGUUGAUUGCGGGGAAGUGGGAACCUUCCAUGAAAAUGGAUGACUUCAGUUUAUCCUUUUAUUCAUUCGUUCACUCAGAAUGACAAAAGGUAGAAGAAGGAAUUGUGUUGUGUUUUAACAAUUUCUCUUUUCUUUUUUUUUCUUCUUUUUUUUUUUUUUUUUUUUUUUUUUUUUUUUUUUUUUUUUGCUCAUAUUUGCCAAUGUAUCUACAUAGACAUAUUGUAAAGAUUUGUUCCAUAGAUGUAAUUUCAAAUGUAAGAUAAUAUUUUUAAGUCUCCUGUGCUCUUCUCCACAGCCAUGCAAUUGCUAGAGGUGGCAUGACUUGCUCUAGAGGAACUUUGUUCAAAGUAAAUUGUGUCCAUGUACACAGGAGCAAUCUACACACACAGGCAUCGCUGGGGUUUUUAAGUAUGCACUUUAUAGUCCAACCCAGUCUAUUGUGAUGUACAGCAGCAAUGGUCAGUUCUUCUAGAGCAGGGAAGGUCCCACCUCCUCACACAUCUCCCUCCCCCUUUUUGCUUUUAACACUUUAAAUUUGCAGUGUGACAUACGCACGAACAUAUUGAAAGCUAAAUGGCAAGCCCUUCGGUUUAUGGCUAUAUCUUUCACCCUGGCAACCGGAGUGUUAGCCAUGGCAGCACAGUAUGGCAUUUUUGCAGUCCUGCAUCCUCUAAUCAGGACAGAACCGGAUCCCUCGGCAGAUCUGGAGAGAGAGCCACGCAAUAGUUCGGCGCUCACUCAUUCUCUGGCUGUCGAACAACUCAGCUGCUGGAUUUUACUCUUUAAUCUCUCUUUUUUUUUUUUUUUUUUUUUUAUCUAUCUGUUUUCUUUGCUGGGUUCUUCUGUUCUGGGUGAAUUGAAUUUAGAAAGAUUGUUUAGGGUGAGGGUCUCAAGCCUUAUCCAAGGAAUAUUUCCCCUGUGAGGAAAGCAGCAUUGUGGGGAAUUGGUGCCAACUGGAGGGGAGCUCAGGAGCAUGUUUUAUUUUUGGGUGCCAAUGAUGCACAUUCACAAACACACACACGAACUAAAGUACUAUGCCAUGACAUCUGUAGACAUACACCACAUGGAAGCAUAUACACUCGCUCGCAAAAACACACCACUAACAGGCCCCCGAUGCUUCAGUGUUACCUCUGUGCUUUAUCAGGUUUGAUUUGCCAACAGUCCAUUUUGCUUUGCCUUUGCUUUUGUCUGCCUUUGGAAACACACACAGAGGAGCCUAACUGCUACUGUAGCCUCAUGUUUGACCAAACCACAUCCCAUCUCAUCAUCACACCCAUGCCCAAUCUUCGGGAGACUUGAAGUGCCUUAACCUCCCGAUCCCUCAGCAGUCCUCUUUCCCUAACACUGUAUAGUCACCUCUCUAAUAAGAGAUUAAAGCAAAGCCCCCCUAUCCUGAUUGUAAUGCUAAAUCAGUUUCUCAUUUAAUCCUACACAACCGAGCAGUUACAACUGCAUCAGGGCUCCUUUGUUCCCAUUAGACCCCAAAAUGAUGAGGGGGCACCUCCUCUGUGUGUCGCAUGCCCAGCACUGUGGGAAUGUAACUGCUGGUUGUUACUCAGACUCUGUGUGAAGGUUUUUCCCCUUAACCAAACAGGGUUUAACUGGACAGGACAGGGUUUUGGUGAUGGUAAAAAGUUGCUUCUUUUCCACUUAGUUGUAGACUAGGUCAGAGACACUUGUAGAUUUAGACACAUGCUAAUCUAGUUUAAUGGAAGCCACAAACGACACUCAAAAGUUUCCAAAGACAAUCACGUUCAGUUCAGAAUGUAGCGCUCACUGAACAUCACGGUUUGAACAAGUCUAAACUAGGUUAGCAUAUUCAGCUCUCAGCUUUAACAGUUCAGUGUUUACAGUGUGAGGACCUACUUAGCAAUCAUGUAAAAAUGUUUUUGGCUGGAGUCAACCCGAGAUCCAUUCACCAGGGCUCCUCUGCAUCCUUGUUUCCGCCUGUGGGUUCUCAGAGACUGAGGAGAGGAUAACACCUCUCUGUCUUUUGCCCCCAACACCCCAUCAAGCCCAUUUCCCCCUCAAUCUCCCUAGACGUGAAUGUGACCCUGUGCUCUCUGCCAUGUUUGCAUGUGUGACAGUGAGCAGUGGUGGAGUUUGUCUUUGCUGUAAUGUUAGAUGGAGGAUAAACCAGCCCAUUUGUGUCGUUUGCUGUGUGACUCUUAAUUCACACUCUCUCACAAACCCCUACCCUUUCUCUGUGGCUGGUCAUGUGGUCUCUGAUGGAGCUGGAUGUGGUCUGCACCAAGUUGCAAAAAUGUCUGUGGCAACAUGAGUUGAUUUCAACGCAAUCUCGUAUAAGUAUGCCCCUCUACAGCACCUGUAGUCCAUUUAAAAGACUUACAAUCAGUCCUUUUCUUUUUAUCCAGGGGAUGCAGGGAGGGAGGGAUGGGGAAGUGUGUGGGUAGGGGUUUGCAUCUAUACGGGUUUUUACUGUCACUCAGCUUCACUUCUGAAAGUCAAGUCUGCCACAGCAGGAAUCUGUAAUGCAUGUUAAACCCAGUUUUAAUUUGUACAUCAGAGUUUGAUUAUGGGGAAAUUUGAUAUAAAAUAAACUGGAAUGCACAACCUUUUGCAAACACUGCUUUUUUGUGUGUGUACUACUUUUGGGAUUGAAUUUGAUUGGCUAGUGCUAGAUAUCUAGUUCACAAAACAUUAAGAGCACCUUCCUAAAAACAAGCUCAGUUUUAUGGAGAUCAGCUUUAUUCUACUUUGUGAUACCUAUGAUGAUGCUGCAGUUGCGUUGGUAUUUAACUACUACAAAUCAGAUUCAUUGCAAGUAAAACUCGCCGGUGCUGUUUUGUCAUCACCUUCCGUACCGCUGAACAA